UGGAGAAGCGAAAACAAGAGUGCUGCAUGCAAGACUACUUGGAGGGAAAUGUCUGACGCCGACGCAACAACUGCCGAAAUCUAAGCCGCCCCUGGCAGCAGUCCACGACCGUAAUCUCCAGCGGGGGCUGCCCCGAGCAUCGCAUGAACGCGUGCUCCCCUCUAUCAGCGCACAGUUUCGCCCGCCGGCACAUCUUCCAACCAACGAUGGAGGCUGCUCGGAGAGUCGUCGCUCGCGCAGUUCCGUUAAUCGCCGCCCUGUUGGUGUGGACCUGCUGCCAGCCGGCCGAGCCUGUUUCGCUGGAGCGGUACCUACAGGACCCGCUGCCGGUGCCCGACUUCAAUAUAUCCACUCGCUCGUCUUUGGUGACGGUGCGCGGUCGCUUCUGGGACCUACAGCUUCACGGGCUGUCCGCGACCCGGCUAGAACGGGCCACGGCCAACCUGACCGGACAGACGGUCGAACUUGCGACGCGCACUGAGCUGGUCUCGCUGCGGGGCCAGUACGUGCUGAGCGGGGACUUCGCCUUCGUCUCGCUGCACGGCAACGGCACCUUCUGGAUGAACGCCGCCAAUGCGGUGGCGACGGCCCGCGCCGAGCUGGAGCGCGGACCCCACGGGGGACCAUGGGUGCGAACGGUUAGCGCGAAGCUGGAGGUGGACAACAUCAACCUGCACAUGGAGAACCUUAUGGGCGGCGGCCGCUGGUCGACCUUCAGCAACUCGCUGCUUAACCAGAUCAGCGGCACGGUGUUCAAGCAGGCCGAGCAGUCUCUUCGAGGCGAGAUCGAGGAGAACGUGCGGCGGCGCGUGAACGAGGAGUUGUCUCGCGUGCCGGUGAACCUGACGGCCGCUCGGAGCGAGCGGCUGGUGGACGCCCUGCUGGAGCGCACCGCCGAGCAGCUGCUGCUCGUCGACCCGUACUCGCUUCCGGACCAGGCGCGCUCCUUCGACCAGGACCUGCUCGUGCUUCGCGCCCAGGGCGAGAUGCGCCUCGUGGACGGCACGCUGCACGGCCUGGCCACUAUUCGGCGCACGGGAGACGUGCUCGCCUUUUACCAGGACGGCACGCUCCUGCUCGAGGCUGACGUGGGCUUCUCGAACCUGACGGGUCAGUGGCGCUGGUGGGCGCAGCUGCUGGGGGCGGGCCCCUCGGGCGACGCCUCGCUCGGCGUGCAGGGCCUGUCGCUGCACCUGCGGCUAGCGCUGCCCUUGCAAGACGGGCACAGCCCCACUGUGCUGGGACCCAUGCGGCUUGAGGCCCUCGAGCUGCGUGACAUCGGCCAGGUGUGGCUCAACCUGGGUGGCCUGGGCACAUUUGACUUCUUGCUGGAGGCGCUAGUUAACCUCGUCACCAACAUGUUCAAGUGGUCGCUUGCCGAGGCCGCCCUCGGAACCGUGGCCGUCGCCCUGAGGACAGAGAUCGCCCAACUGCCACCCUUUGAGCUGCGCUAAGCAGAGGUUUACACUGGUCGCGCGAUUACUUGCCAAUGGCGACCAAAAUGCGACUGUCGAUGUUACCACACUAUUCGAUCGCACGCUUUGCCACAAAGAAUGUAAUUACCGAGGUCACACCGGACAGUCACAACACUUCUAGAAAGCAAGUGUGUGCUUCUCUAUCCAUCCAAAUAUUUUUCUUGCUUUUUUUUUCCUUAGCCGGCUAGGCCACAGUAUCCCUGGCCACCCGCUCCAAAGGGAAUAGCUUCCUAUUGUCAUCAUUAUCUGCUCACACAAUACUUGCUCCAGAAGGAUGACUGCGUCAUCGUUGAUUGUAAGCCCAUUGUAGCUGCCCUGCUUUGAGAUGGCACCAAAAUCUUGGACAUUGUCUUGGGGGGGAGUGCAAACCCGUGUUGCACCACAGAUAGGCGUGGGGAGAGGGGUGGUAAGACUUGAGGGAGGCAGAAGUUCUGUUAAUAAAAAAAUAUAUAUAUA
Messenger RNA from Rhipicephalus microplus (southern cattle tick), 1931 nucleotides. RefSeq lists its product as uncharacterized. The record is from RefSeq and is a predicted model, not a curated record. Gene Ontology annotation, molecular function: lipid binding. Lineage: Eukaryota; Metazoa; Arthropoda; Arachnida; Ixodida; Ixodidae.